AUGGAACAUCACUCGGACCCAGCAGACUCCGACACCACGCCUGUGCCAGUGCUCUACAGCAACGAGUGGUGGCCCGAAGAGCACCAAGCUCUCCAGCGGGACACCGAAAUGCUCGAAGCUCUUUACGGGGAGCCCGAGACCACUGCGCAACCUCCUCAGUUGCCAUUGCACUCGAAUGGCGGCUCAGAACAGCCCGACUAUGGCUAUGGCUGGCCCGAAUCUUACCCAGAAGUUUUGGAAGUCCGCUCAGAUUCCAGCUUGCGGUCCUUUAACGCCGAACCACAGGCAGUUGUCCCGGCUUCCGAUCCCUCACCAGAGCAAUUCAACGACAACCUCCUGGACCCAGCUCUGAGGGACUUGGAUUCCCCAUUAGACCAGCAGCCACUCGAUGGCGACAUACAGGCUCUCGCUGCUUCUCAGCCAACACCCCCCGGUCCCGGCGCAGUGCCCUCUGGUAGCUACCAGCAAAUGAAGCAAGACGCACAUGCACCUACUCCUGCACAUAUGAUCCGUGCGGCGAGUCACCUAGUCGACAUUUUCCGAUCCCACGAUGUGCCCAUUGCCUUCUACGGGUCUUGCGCUAUGACGCUGCGUUACCCAGAACGACGCGAAGCGAAUGCUAUUGAGCUGCUGGUGCUGAAGACACUGGAAGAGAUAGAAGAGUUGCUGAAGACUGAUGACAGCAUCCAUAUUGCUCCGUAUCACGUCCGGUCCAUGGGGUCUCGCGGAAGCAAAACUUACCAGAUGGAGGUUAUUGUAUUCAUUCCGAACCCAAAGACCGGAGCGUCGGAGUUUGUCAAAGCGACUAUUUCCGCGUGUUGUGAAGAUCCCCGGCCGUCCCGGUCCGCCCAUCUGCCAUUGUGCCUGCCGUUCCGGCCGGAUGGUACCACAAUGAUAUCUCAUCAAGACUUUCCUUCCCCCGGGGUAUCGGUGAUUGUCACUGGUUUUCAGCUUAUGUCGACGCUGUUGAGGUACCGCAACAGCAGCGACAACAGCAGUGAUGAUUUCUCCAUGGAGGCUCUGGAAUGCAUCACCGACAUCCUCUUGAUCCUCGAGAAGGAAGACGACCUGGCUUCGCAUUUGGCAGGUGCUCGCAGCUACUUUCCCUUUUUCGAUGCAGCCCUUAAUUACUGGCGAGAUGACUUUGUCCGCCACGAGAGAAACGACGCAAAGGCGAGCCAAAGACCAAAAAGCGACAUUGUGGCAACGAUACGACGCCUUGACCAUGCUCUUUUCGGAGAGUCAACCUUCACCUUAGAGGUAUUGGCUGAGAUCGAGAAGGCGGAGUUGGCGAAGAGGGAGGCGUUGGAGGCAAAUAAGGAGACGCCGAAGGCAAAGCGACAACGUCGAAAAGCAGAGGUACCUCAACCACCUCGGACAGCAACACCUCCGGCAAAGACAUCAGGGCCCGAGAGACCACGGAAGAGACAACGAAAAGCCAACGGAUCUCCGACAACGCAGACCGCGCUUGGCUCGCUACCACAGCCGCCACAGCCGGCGACGAUGACAAUGGGGGGAUCGGGGGCUCCGCAGUACCCGCCUCCGCCGCCGCCGCCGCAGUACCCGCCGCCGCCGCAGUCCUCCUUCGCACCGUACUCGUUCGCACCGCGGUACACUUUUGCACCGCAGUACAACUUCGCACCGCAUAACCCGUCGCUGCCGCCGCUGCAGCAGUACCCAUCGAUGCCGCAGCAGUAUUCGUCGGCACCGCAGCACAUGUCGGCACCGCAGUACCAGUGGGCGUAUUCCUCACAGGCGCCUUACCCUGGAUUUCAAUGA
Messenger RNA from Anthostomella pinea, 1779 nucleotides. The record is from the annotation of a GenBank genome assembly. NCBI's taxonomy places the organism in Eukaryota, Fungi, Ascomycota, Sordariomycetes, Xylariales, Xylariaceae.